GCCUCGCCUUCGCUUGACGUUGAGAAGGAAACCCUUCCACAACAACAACAACAACAACAACAGCAGCAUAAGCAUACCAACUGCCAACCUCGUGAGCAGGUCUUCGCUCACUUUCAGCAUUUCGAGAUGCAAACCCUCAACAUUCUUAGGCACGUCACGACGGUGCUGCUGCUGCUUCUUCUGGCGCCUCUCGUCCCUGCCACUCACCCUCGCCUUCUCCUCCCAUCUGCUCAACUCCCCUCCUCUUCCUCCACUAUCAGUCGUACCAAGGAUCACCAUGACACCGCAGAUAGCCUCUCCACCGUCUACUCAACCCGCAUGAUCAAUUCCAUCAUCACCCGCCAGCAGGGUCUCGUCUCCAGCGGCCAGUCCACUUCCACCCUCGAGUCGGGCAUGAUCUCCCUGGCCAUCCAGGCCUGGCUGGACCUUUAUGCCCCGUCGUCCUCUUCCUGGCCGUCGCCCCUUACCACCAACAGCAACAGAACCAAAACCCUGCGAGACGCCACCGCCUCCACCGCCGAGAAAGCUAUUGCUUUUCGCGACUACGUCGGUGCUAUUCUGGAUGGCAUCACUGCCACGGACGGGUUUACCAACGUCACGGACUCGGAAAGUCUGCCACUGGACAGGUUGACUGUCGCUCAGGCAAUCCAGAGCCUGAAGGAUACAGACAGCGCCUCUUCAACCUCAGGACAUGUAGUUCCCUCACAGAGUCACCAGAAAGGGCCGGAGAACAGUGACAAUAGUGGCAGCAAUAAUAAUCGGACUGAUCCAGCACCAACGUACCAGGUGACGUUGCAAGAGUCGUUGGCUUUGGAUGUGUUGAACUUGAGUCUGGCUAUCCAAGAGAGGAAUCAGUAUGGUGGAUUCUGGUAUUACGUCUACCCCUCCUGGUCCUACCUAGACGGCACCGUCUCCUUCCUCCCCUUCAUGUCCGCCACCCCAACACACUGGUCCCCCACCGACGCCCUCCUCCAGAUCCAGCUCCUCUACGCCCACUGCCAGGACCUGACCAACCCCACAACCCCUCGCUCCGGCCUCCUCGUCCACGGCUACGACGCCUCCCGCACCGCCGUUUGGGCAAACAAUUCCACGGGCGGCUCUCCUUAUGUUUGGGGUCGAAGUCUGGGUUGGUAUCUGACAGGCCUCGUCAACGCAUGGGAGGUCUUGACAACCACUGUGGAUGAGCACGGGCAAGUCCCACCGAGCAGCAACGACGGGAAAGGCAGGGGAGGAACAAGGCGUGUGGUUGCAGAUCACUGCCGCGGCCAACCUGACUGUGCCGACUUGGUAGCCACCAUACAAACUCAAUUCACCACCCUCGUCGUCAACCUCGCACGCUACGCCGACCGCGACACGGGGGCCUUUUGGCAGCUGCCUACCUUGCCUGGCCGGCCGGGGAACCACCUCGAGUCCAGCUCGACGGCGCUCUUCUCGUUUGCUAUCCUCAAGGGGAUUCGGCUGGGGCUUGUGGGGGAUGAAGAGGUGCCAACGACUGCUUCUUCUUCUUCUUCAUCUGCUGGGUGGAAAGAUGGUAGCAAUAAAACUACCACCAAGCCCUCCUCUUCUUCCCCCUUCAUAUUCUCUUCUCCAAAGCGUAUGAACGACAGCAACGGCACCACCUCCCCACCUCCACCACCUUCUCCUCCGGUGACAACCACAACAACUCUGAAGCAGAUAGCCCUACGCGCCUACACAUACGCCACCCACAACUUCGUCAUCGACUACGGCAACGGCACUCUGGGCUACAACGGGACUGUCACCGUGUGCAGCCUGAACUCGACGGCUAGCUACGAGUACUACGUGAGCCAGCCUGUGAUUCUCAAUGCGCCGUUGGGGGAGGCGGCGUUUGUAUUGGCUAGCUUGGAGAUGGAACGGUUGGGGGAUCGAAAGAUUGUUGGUUAA
Molecule: messenger RNA, 1902 nt
Organism: Cryphonectria parasitica EP155
Lineage: Eukaryota; Fungi; Ascomycota; Sordariomycetes; Diaporthales; Cryphonectriaceae
Product: family 105 glycoside hydrolase
Exons: 3
Biological process (GO): carbohydrate metabolic process
Source: RefSeq, a predicted model, not a curated record